AUGGCCAACUGUAAUGUUAGUCAAUUUAAAUCUGACUUGCGCGAGAUCCCUUGGGAAACCCUAAUUAAUGAAAAUGACGUUCAAGCUAGCUGGGACUUAUUCAAACAAACCUUGACGACUAUAAUAAAUCGACAUGCCCCUUUGAUAGAAAAGAAAGUAAAAGGCCGUGAUUGCCCUUGGUUAACCCAUGAAAUAAAAGAGAAAAUGAAUGAGCAAGAUCACUUGUUGAAAAAAGCCAGAAAGAGUGGGAAAGAAUGUGACUGGUGUAAUUAUCGCAAAGCACGAAAUAGUGUCACAAAAUGUAUUCGCCAGCAUAAAGCAAAUUAUAAUCGCUCAGUCUUUCGUGAGAACGUUAAUAGACCAAAACAGUUCUGGGAUCAAAUAAAGAAAUGCUACCCAACACGAAAUAAGGGGGAAACCCCAAACAAGCUGUUUGACGUUGAAGGAAAACACAUAUCCGAUAGCUAUCGGAUCGCUAAUACUUUUUGCAACUUUUUUACUGGAAUUGGUACAUCCAUUCAACAAUGCUAUGUCACAUUAACGGAGAAACAUCGGCAAUUCCACAGCUAUCGGAAAUUGCAAGAUCUUAUCAACCCACAUCAUUGCGUUUUUAAGUUUAAGGAAGUGACUGAAAGGGAUAUACUGUCUAUUAUAAAAAUGUUGAGAUCAUCAACAGGCUCAGGAUACGAUAAUAUCCCGAUAUCCUUUAUUAAAGACGGUUCCCAAGAAUUAUCCACCCCACUUGUGUUUCUGAUAAAUUUAUGCUUACGACAUGCAGUCAAUUUUCCCAGAUGUAGAGAAAUUGGCAAAUGUUACACCAAUUUUUAAGUCGGAAGACCGAUCAUCAAUGGAUAACUAUAGACCAAUUUCCGUCUUGCCUGCUCUAGCAAAGAUUAUUGAACGUGUCGUUCACAGACAGCUAUCUAUCUACCUUGAAGAAAACUGUCUACUUUCCUCCAACCAAUUUGGAUUUCGUAAAGGUCGAUCGACUCAACAGGCAGUUACCUAUUUCUCGGACCACAUAAGGGAUUGUAUGGACAAAGGUGAAUACUAUGGCGCUGUCUUUAUCGACCUGAAGAAAGCAUUCGACCCCGUGGAUCAUGGUCGUCUACUGUCCAAAUUAUCUCACUACGGUAUUAAAGAUAAAGAACUAACAUGGUUUGAGAACUAUUUAUUUGGAAGGCGUCAACGUGUAAUCUACGAUGGCACACAAUCUGACAGCCAACCUGUCGUUUGUGGUGUGCCACAGGGUUCCAUCUUAGGACCUAUGCUGUUCAUCUUAUUGAUUAAUGACAUCGAUCACCAAUUGAAUAGCUGUAAAAUCCUACUAUAUGCUGACGACACAGUGGUCUUCACAUCCAGUAAAAAUCAAGAAACCAUUAAAGGAAAUUUAAACACGGACCUAUCAAAACUGGCCACCUGGUUUUACGAAAACAACCUAGUCGUCAACCUCAAAAAAGGAAGAACCGAAUUCAUCCUGUACAGUACACCUAACAAAUUGUCAAAAGCCGAGAAAAUGGAUAUUAUGAUUCGAAACGAACCGGUGAAUGAAGUACAAGCGUAUCAAUACAAAUAUAUUUUAGUCUUUAAACGUUAUAAUUUUGUCUUUUCGAAAUAG
This is a messenger RNA of Paramuricea clavata, 1618 nucleotides long. The record is from the annotation of a GenBank genome assembly. Lineage: Eukaryota; Metazoa; Cnidaria; Anthozoa; Malacalcyonacea; Plexauridae.